Molecule: messenger RNA, 2047 nt
Organism: Bradysia coprophila
Lineage: Eukaryota; Metazoa; Arthropoda; Insecta; Diptera; Sciaridae
Product: sodium-independent sulfate anion transporter
Biological process (GO): transmembrane transport
Cellular component (GO): membrane
Source: RefSeq, a predicted model, not a curated record
CGUCUGACGGUUGUGACAUAACAUCCAUAACAUCGAUGUAUGUACGCGGAAGAAAAUAGUGUCGCGUUGAUUCAAUAUUGUUGACAAUAUUGUUUUAGAGAGUUUCCAAAGUUUUAUUUGAAAGAAUCACUAAUCCUUUUCAAGUUACGUACGAAAUAUUAUUCACAGUUUUCGUCUGCACAUAAAUGUUUCAUAGAAUUGAUCCAGAAGAUGAUCACAAAGAAAAGCUGCCUGAUAUCAAAGAAAUCAUCAAAAAGAAUUUCCGAAAAAAAUGCACCAGGGAAACAGUUAUCAAUCGAUUUCCGAUAAUCAAAUGGCUACCUCGCUAUCAACUAAACUACUUGUACAAUGACACAAUAGCCGGAAUUAGUGUGGCACUGACAGCUAUUCCUCAAGGCAUUGCAUAUGCUGUGGUAGCAGGAUUAGAUCCUCAGUAUGGUCUGUAUUCCGAAUUUAUGGCUUGUUCGCUGUAUUGCAUAUUUGGUACCUGUAAAGAGUUGACUAUCGGCCCGACUGCGAUCAUGGCUUUGAUGAUACAAAAAUUUGUAGCAGACAGUCAAGACUUCGCUGUGAUAAUUGCAUUCAUAAGUGGUAUUGUAAUCCUGAUUUUAGGAAGUUUGAAUUUAGGGUUUUUGGUACAAUUCAUCUCUUUGCCGGUAACUGCUGGUUUUACAACUGCAGCCGCACUGACAAUAGGUUCCAGCCAGAUCAAGUCAUUGCUUGGAUUACCCGGUCAAUCGUCCAAUUUUUUGGAAGCAAUAGAAAAUUUCUUCAAGAAUGCAGAUAAGGCACAACUAUACGAUUCACUGUUGGGUUUCUCGACGAUAUUUAUGUUGUUAGCGUUACGAAAACUGAAAGACGUUAAGGGACAUUUAGCUGUUCCACUGAAAUACGUAUCGCUAGCUCGGAAUGCAAUAGUGGUGAUAUUCGGCACUGUUUUAGCCUAUUGCCUGACACAGAACGGAAAGUCACCAUUUACUUUGACUGGUGAAGUGAAAGCCGGCCUUCCGGACAUAAAGCCACCACCGUUUUCCACAGUUGUUGGCAAUCACACAUUAGGAUAUGGUGAAAUUUUGAGCCAUUUGGGAACGGGGAUCAUAAGCAUUCCAUUGAUAGCCAUCAUUGAAGUGAUUGCAGUGAACAAGGCUUUCUCGCGAGGACAAUCUGUGGAUGGAACACAGGAGCUGAUUGCUUUGGGUGUUUGCAAUUUAGUUGGGGCAUUUUUCCAAGCAAUGCCGGUUACGGGAUCGUUCACACGAUCGGCAAUUAAUCACGCAAGUGGAGUAAAAUCAACUCUUGGUGGAGUUGUCACAACCAUUUUAGUAGUAUUAUCACUAGUUUACCUGACACAAUCCUUCCAAUUUAUACCAAAAGCAACAUUGGCCGCUGUUAUAAUUACUGCCAUGAUAUUCAUGGUAGAAUUUCGUGCGGCAGUAGAAACAUGGAGGGUAAAACGUAUCGAUGUACUUCCAUUUGUUGUAACUCUCGUCACUUGUUUACUGUUGGGACUGGAGCUUGGAAUGGUGAUUGGUAUCAGUGUGAAUAUUGUUUUUAUUUUGUAUAUGACCAGUAGACCAAAGACUCGCAUCAGUCACCAUGACAUCAACGGCUACGAAAUCUUACUGAUCGAACCGAAUCAGAGUUUGGUGUAUACUGCCGCUGAACAUCUUAAACGGAAAAUUUUGAAACAUUCCCUCAACGACGAACAUAAAAUUACCACCAUCGUUAUCGACGGACAUUUCGUUUGGUCCAUGGAUUCCACCGUAGCUAAGACUCUAAAGUCUUGCGUGGACGAACUUAAUUCCAAUGAUAAAACAAUACUGUUUUGGAAUUGGAGAUCACAGCCGACGGGUGUUGCAUGGCGAUUAGGUUCAGAUUUCGGAAAACUGUUUAAGACGACAGAUACUUUGGAUGAGCUUAUAGAAAACGAAGUACUUCUGAAAAUGUCGGGCAGCAGCGUGGUUAGCCAGUAAUAGCUUUAUCUUAACAGUAUUUAUUGAAGAUAGAUAUAAUGAUUUCGACGAUCAUUUUUUUAAAAGUUGUGAUA